UAGCUUCCGACAAAGAGACUGAAGUUGUAUUCAGAUGCUCGAGAGCAAGACCAGAGCUCUGGCCAGUAGUCUUGCUCGCAAGGCAGUCGACGAUUUGAAAGAUGUCGGGUCUCAAUCGUCGCCAAAGGAUGGGUCUCCGUCUACAGAGUACUCCGGUCACCGUGGUAUGCACCAAGACCUACCUGCUUUGCUUGACAUCUGCAAAAGUUGCGGCACCUAGGAAACUAGUCUACACUGAUCGACACCUAUCGCUGGAGAAUACCUGUAUCAUUCGACAAGAUUAGCCGUGCUCUUGAGUAGCACAUACCUUUUUUUAGAGACUCUUUGCUGGUGGUUCGGUUGCUGGUGGGA
Messenger RNA from Aureobasidium subglaciale EXF-2481, 351 nucleotides. RefSeq lists its product as uncharacterized. Bases 102 to 284 code for a protein of 60 amino acids. NCBI's taxonomy places the organism in Eukaryota, Fungi, Ascomycota, Dothideomycetes, Dothideales, Saccotheciaceae. The transcript has a single exon. The record is from RefSeq and is a predicted model, not a curated record.